AUUUUAAUACAUCUACCUGGUGAGUUCAAGAUGGACAGUAAGCAGUCUUGUGUGAAGCUGUCAGUUCAGCCAUCCAGAGGGCUAAUAGAUGAGAAAUUCAUAGUCCUCGUCCAGAAAGCUCUGCCCGGUUCCCAGCUGACCAUCCACGCCCUGCACCAGUGUGAAGAUGGACACAGCUGGGAAGCAUUUGGUCACUACACUGCUGAUACCACAGGGACCGUCAAUGUUUCAGAAGAUCCCAGUAUGGGUGGAACAUACUCAGGAGUUGAACAGAUGGGUCUACUGUGGAGUCUCAGACCAGUUCCAGGCAGCAAACCUGGGCUCAGGAUGCGAAAGAAGAGUGUCCAGGCUGCAAUGGAGGUCACAAUCUCAGUGUACAAGGGUCACCAGACACAGGGCUUCGCAGAUAUGGUGCCACUAUCUGGUGUGAUGGUGGAACGCUGGUAUAUGGCACCUGGUGUCAGGAGGAUCCCAAUUACAGAGGAUGGACUCACCGCAACCCUCUUCCUGCCCUCAGGACCCGGCCCUUUCCCUGGCCUCCUGGAUCUGUGGGGGGGUGGAGGGCAGUUGGUGGAGUACCGUGCAGCGCUCUUGGCCUCCCAUGGUAUCGCUAGUAUGGCCAUCGACUACCUGACCGCUAACAUCACCAGAAAAACUGGGAAGAUGGUGGACAACCAGUACUUUGAGACAGCGUACAGAGUACUGCAGCAGCAUCCUCAGGUCUGCAGCAGCAGGAUCGCCAUGAUGGGCCUUUCCUUUGGCACCAGUAUCACCCUCAAGAUGGCUAUUUACUCUAAAGUUAUAAAACUCAGUUGUGCAGUGUGUAUCAGUGGGAGUCAUGUGCAGCCAGUUGAUGGAUCUGUGGAAGAAAUUCUGAAAUACUUUCACAAAAAUGCUGAGAAGACUCGCUUGAAUGAGAAGAACGAGGUGAUCUGGCGAGAUCUGCUGCUGCCCAUCCCCACUGACCCCUUACUCAAAGCCGAUGUGGGACAACUCCAGUGUCCUCUGUUGCUGGUUGUAGGUGAGGAUGAUCAGAACUGGCCUGCCCCUGAAUCAGCACUGGAUAUUAAGGAAACAAUGGAACGAGCGGGGAACAGCCAUCUGCUCACUGUCCUGUCGUAUCCAAACGCAGGUCACCUGAUUGAACCACCGUACACACCGCAUGCCAGAUCCAGCACCUUCAGAACAGUUGAACUAAGUCAGAAGGUGAUGUGUCUGUGGGGUGGACAAACGGCAGAACAUUCUCAAGCUCAGGAGGAUGCCUGGAGGAAAAUGCUGGUCUUCCUCAGGGAGAAUUUGUAUGGAACCAGAACCCCUACCACAUUUUCCCAACUGUGAGCAAAGUGAUGACUAAUAAUUGAGUUGCAAAGUGAAUCAAAAAUUUUGCCUAAAGACAAUGGAAGCACUUCUGUGGCAAAUGAUAUGUUAUAAAAAUAUUGAUAUAGCCUUUGGGUUACAGUUCAAUAUUGCUAAUCAAAAUGAUGUUUUUCAUAAAGACAACCAAUGAGUGUCAUGGGUUUUGCAGCAGGAAGCUUUCUGCCUACCUGCUCAUAUGGUGGUCCUGGACAGUCGUGAUUUUGUGUUAAGUCACAAAAGGAGAUUUAAAUGGAAAAGGUUUUAUAAUUGUUGA
Archocentrus centrarchus (flier cichlid) is the source of this 1630-nucleotide messenger RNA. RefSeq names its product peroxisomal succinyl-coenzyme A thioesterase-like. Gene Ontology annotation, biological process: fatty acid metabolic process; acyl-CoA metabolic process. Bases 31 to 1338 code for a protein of 435 amino acids. Gene Ontology annotation, molecular function: fatty acyl-CoA hydrolase activity. The record is from RefSeq and is a predicted model, not a curated record. The transcript is spliced from 10 exons. Lineage: Eukaryota; Metazoa; Chordata; Actinopteri; Cichliformes; Cichlidae.